AUGGAGGAGGGCGUGGGCAGCUCCAUGGAGUCGGUUGGCGGCGGCGGCGGCGGCGGCGGCGGCGAUGGCGGCGGAGGCGGGGCGGAUGGACCGGUGGGGGGCGGGGGCGGCGGCGCCGGGCGGUGUGGCUCGUGGGUGCGGCGGCGCGCGCGCGGCGCCUUCACGCGCAAGCAGCUGUUGCGCCGCCUGCCCGUGCUGUCGUGGCUGCCGCGUUACACGGGUGAUGACGCCGUCGGGGACCUCGUCGCCGGCAUCACUGUCGGCCUCACCGUCAUCCCGCAGGCGCUCGCCUACGCCAGCAUCGCCGGCCUUCCGCCGCAGUAUGGUCUGUACAGUUCCUUCUUCGGCUGCUUCGUUUAUAUCAUCUUCGGGAGCUGCAAAGACGUUCCAAUGGGUCCAUCUGCUAUCAUCUCCUUACUGACAGCUCAAGCGGUCAAUAGCGCGACUUCAUACGAUGCACUGAGGCCUCAAUACGCUGUACUACUUUGUUUUCUUGUGGGCAUUGUUCAAGUUCUAAUGGGCAUUUUAGGUCUUGGCUUCGUGAUCGACUUCAUAUCGGGUCCGGUGUCGUCGGGCUUCACAUCGGCGGCAGCGCUGAUCAUCGUGAGCUCGCAAGUGAAGGAUCUGCUGGGCAUCAAGGCAGACAGCGGUACCUUCGUGGAAGUGUGCAUCUCCAUCUUCAAGAACUUGGGCGAGACAAGCGUCGGCGACGCCUCCCUGGGCUGCGUCUGCAUUGUCGUGCUGUUGCUCAUGCGCCUGCUGGCCAAGGUGCAGUUCGGGCCGCAGAAUGUGGCGCUGCGCUCGCCGCUUCAGCUGUGGGCGACGCGAGUGCUGUGGCUGGUGGGGACCGCACGCAACGCAAUUCUCCUGCUCGCGUGCGGCCUCGUGGGCCAUUGGCUCCACCAUUCCCACCCGGACGCCGUCAUCGUCAUCGGAAACGUGCCGUCUGGACUCCCUGCAUUUAAGGCGCCCGAUUUCUCAAUCUCUGGAAACGACACGGCGGAACCUCCAAUAGAAGCAAUUGGCUUCUUCAGUAUGUUGGGUAACCUCGGCUCUGGAAUUGUCGUUGUGCCUUUGGUCGCCUUGCUGGAAGAUAUUGCUGUCUGCAAAGCUUUCGCGAACGGAAAGGCGGUGGACGCGACGCAGGAGCUGCUGGCGACAGGACUGAGCAACUUCGCCAACUCGUUCGUGCAGGCCUUCCCGGGCACAGGCGCCCUCGCCCGCAGCGCCGUCAACAACUCCAGCGGCGUCCGCACCACCUUCGCAGGCUUCUACACUGGACUACUGGUCAUUCUCUCGCUCUUGUUCUUCACGCCAUAUUUUCAAUUCAUUCCGAAGACAUCUCUUGCUGCAAUUAUCAUUGCUGCAGUCAUAUUCAUGGUGGAAGUUCACGUCGUGGUUCCCAUGUGGAAAACAAAAAAGAGUGAUUUACUCCCAGGAGUGGGUACGUUCAUUGCCUGCUUGGUGCUACCUUUAGAAAUGGGUAUUUUGGUGGGCAUUGGCAUCAACAUCUUGUUUAUUCUGUACCAUGCUGCGCGACCUAAAAUCGCCAUGGAGAACCUUACAACUGCGGGUGGAACGGAAUACCUACAAUUAACGCCUGAUCGCCUCCUCAUCUUUCCAUCCGUGGACUAUGUGAGGAAUUUGGUGACGAAGUACAGUCUGAAGCACAAUUUCCCUGUCGUCAUCGACUGCUCGCAUGUCUACAACGCAGAUUUCACUGCAGCUAAGCCCAGCAUCGUCAACGUGUUCAAAGGCCUCCAACCGCGCGAUUUCACCGUUUUCUACACUGAAUCUGAGCUCGACGACCUCAUCAAAGCUCAUGAGAAGAAAAUUGCAAAGGAAGAAUUGGAAUUGGGAGUCAGCACACUGUGUAAGGAAUCUAUGGCAGUUGUCAGUCAUAUUGUCGCCUCAGGAUGAUGCAACAUCAACUCAUUCAUUGAAUGCAGAUAUUGAAAACUAGAAAAAAUUGAAGAAUAGCAGUAUGCAUUUUCAUGUUUAUUCCUAGAAAUAUGCUAGUGGAGCUUUGUAAAAAUCUACUAUGUGAAGGCAAACGCUCUUGUUUUACCUUGGACCAACAAAGAACUGAAAGUGAGUAGAGAAGCUGUGGUAGCUAAGUAGUCUUUUAGAAUAAGCAAUGGAUUCAUGAAAGAUGAAUCACAUUUUUUCACUUUUUGUACCCUGUCAAUGGAGGAAAUGUUUUAAAAUUCACAUUGAAGUAAUUCAGUUUUAAUGAAAUAUUAUUAUUCAAAGAAUGCUUAGACUUACUUAAUGACAAAAGCAAUACUACCUAAGGUCUUUUUGUGGUAGUUCAUUGUACUAGUGCUACAAAAGCAAUAUAGACUUCAUACAGCACUGCAGUAUUUAUUUCAUGCAACUGUAUAGCAUACAUCACAAAAAAUAUAUACAUCACUCAUUUCUCAUUAUUUAUAAAACACAUACAUCACUAAUUUUGUUCGUAAGACAUAUGUGUUAAUAAAAAGUUAUUUGAUAUCAGUUAGAAGUUUGACAUAUAAAAACAUACAAUUUGCAAACAAUUUGUUUUGAAGAUUGCAACAUGAAAAAAUUUCAUCAUUUCUUAACAGUCUCCAGUAUAAAAGUGGUGAGCAGCUUUACAAGUAAAAUAUUUAUUGUUAAUUGCACUAAGUAAUGUACAUACAUACAUUUACAGGAGUUUGUACAUAAUUUUUCUCUAUUAGUACAGUGUAUAGGAAUGUGCAAUUAAUUCAUGACUCAGAAUACUGGUAGGUACGUUUUCUCACUUUGUGUCAGUACAACGAUGUGUGAUAAUAAAGAAGUAAGAACUAGUAAGUCUGGUACAAAUAAAGCAGAAAUCAAUACUUGAAGAACAGGAUCAUCUUCUUUUCUAUUAUUUGUUCCCUGCAUUCAAUUUAUUUUGUACCAGCAUAUUGAGAUGUCUCUUUUAUUAACUACAGGCUGUCUGGAGGAACUCUCUUCACCACAGUUAACCUUUCUUUGGACAAUCACAAAAUGUACAUAGGAGAAUAAAUACACAUCAGUUUUCCUACUUCACUUUUCAAUACACUAUCUAUAUUAAUUCAUCACAGAUGUUCUAAUAGGAGCUUGGCUCCAGACACAAGCAACAAAUCCAAGACUGCAUUAUACAGUUCCUUUGGAAAAUGCAAAUUCUUCACAGAAGAUGGAGCACAAGUCUUCAAGAACACUAGUCUUCUUUUUUUUCUUCUUCUUCCAAUUCAAUGUCUACCAUUUGUUUCCCGUAAACGAGUGUUCUUAUUCGUGUAGUCUUUAAGAAGGUCACUCAGCUCUGUCUCAUUGUGGCAAUACUUGAACUCCUUGGGCUGUACACCCUUGAAGAUUUCUACAAUGCUAGGUUUGAGAUUAUAAAAGAGAAUGGGCUGGUUUCUCGUCACAAAGUCUUCAAUAAGAGACUUUACACCCUUUGCUGCAGUGAAAUCAGCACCUUGUAUAUGUCUACUGUCUAUAACUACAGGUAUAGAACUUGAUCCCUGUUUGACACCAGCUUUUGAUACUUGAUUCCGCACAUACUCCACUGAUGGGAAUACAAGACUUCGGUCAGGAGUGAUUAAAAGGUAUUCACAUCCUGUGGUAGUCUGAAGUACAUAAAAGUAAUGAUUAUAAAGAUGGACGAAAAAAGUUACAUAUUCUCAGAACAUUAUUUGACCAAAUGAGACAUCCUAUUUCAUCAAAUAAGUUGUUCAUCUUCUAUAUUUUAACAACUUCAUUUAGCAGAAAGCAAAAUCCUCUCAUAAGAUGUUCAAGUCUAAUAAAA
Messenger RNA from Gryllus bimaculatus (two-spotted cricket), 3772 nucleotides. Lineage: Eukaryota; Metazoa; Arthropoda; Insecta; Orthoptera; Gryllidae. The record is from the annotation of a GenBank genome assembly.